UAGUCUUUAAAACCAUUUUUUAAAUUAAUCUAAAUGCCCACAUGCGGGAUACAGUGUCCCCUGGUGAAGGCUACAUUGAAAAAAACAAUCACCGAAGCCCCAUGGCUUUCGAAGAAAUAUUUUCCUUCAAAGGAUGCAGAUUUGGAAGAAGACGUAGAAUUUGAAGACGCUCGUGAUGUGGAUCGUCUUUAUAAGAGAGAGGUAGAUGGAAAGGUCAUAGAUAUAGUAACAGGCAUCACAAAAGAGGAUGUUUCGAAAGUUUCGAUCGCAAAAGUCCAAAGAAAAUCUGAAACGCAGUGGUCUGUUAAAGGAGAGGAUAAGGUGAUUGUAAAAGAACCUAUUAAAGACAUAGAAGAAGAAGAUUCAGCAGCCAGACUUUCGGAACGCGGAAGGCUAGAGCGUGAACGACCAGAACGUGAAAUAGCAGAACGCGAAAAACUAGAACAUGAAAAAUUAGAACGUGGAAAGCUAGAACUUGAAAAAUUAGAACGUAAAAAACUAGAACUUGAAAAAUUAGAACGUGAAAAAUUAGAACUUGAAAAAUUAGAACGUGAAAAAAUUAAAACACCGAAUGGAGAACCGUUGAGGCACGAUCCUAUCGAUGAGAAAGAACUUACGAUAUUUCCAGAUGAAUGCGAUCCCCAUUGCCCUCGGCGUAUAUCGCGAAAAAGUAUAAGACGUAAACUCGAAGAAAGGCAAAGCGCCGCAGAUUAUUAUUUGUUGAAUAAGGGUUCGGGUUACUUCGAAGACGUCUGUACUUGUUCCCUUUCCUGUGUCGUUCAUGCUUUAAAAAACGAUUCGUUUGUUAGAAGCAUAUUAGCAUCCACCGCAUUAUUUAUAUUUGGCUUGAAACUUUGUUCAGAAUUAGACGCGUGGUACUUGCCAACUCGAUUUUCAUAAAAUAAAAUCACACUAAUAAAUGUAAGUAAAACUUGUAAAUAAUCUACUCUCUUUAAUUUUAUUUUCUUUAUAAUACGAUGUACUUACUCGUAAACUUACGCUUAUGUAUUUAAUUUUGUCGAAAACAUGUUCGUAACAAUCGUAAUAAUUGACGAUGCGCAAUGAAUUUAUAAAUGAAAGGAUAAUUUAAAAAUAAAAAAAAACUGCUCCAGGUGAGGCUCGAACUCACAACCCCGGCAUUGCUCACGAUUCACUGUCUUAUAAGUACCGUGCGCUAACCAAUUGCG
Bombus impatiens (common eastern bumble bee) is the source of this 1187-nucleotide messenger RNA. Its product is annotated as scaffold attachment factor B2-like. Lineage: Eukaryota; Metazoa; Arthropoda; Insecta; Hymenoptera; Apidae. The record is from RefSeq and is a predicted model, not a curated record. The transcript is spliced from 4 exons. Bases 34 to 900 code for a protein of 288 amino acids.